AUGAAAUUGCAGUUGUUGAUCGACUGCCCGGCAUCCAUAUUGCAGAGCAUGGCUAGCUGCUACGCUCCAUACUUGAGGUUCUACGGGCUAUUGGCCGGCAAAACCUUACCAAGCGCAGCAAGCUGGGCAACCUCUAGGGAACAAAUGUACAAGAAGGAUGGGCGUAAUGCGCUUUUUCCUGUGUGCAGCAACACUUGGACGUUGUCGGACUGCCUACGGCAAUAUAUCCCGCUUUCGAUCGAUUGCUAUGUGGCAAUGGGGCUGAGCGCGGAAGACGCAGCCACUUAUCGGAACGACCUGGGUGCCAUGGAAUUCGAGUGCACCACAGGAAUCGACGCCCUCUAUAACAAUUUUGACUGCUAUCGCGCUGUGUUCGGCCCGUAUCAGGCUCAGCUCCAACAGUGCAGCGCCGAUUACUACAAAAAUGCCAAAUUUGGGCUUUGCAAGGCGAUGAACACCCUUAUGGAUUGCAACUCGGGCAUCUACGGAAAAGCGUGUGGCGCACAGACCAAAGCAAUGGCUUGUGGGAUUGUGAGAGUAUUGAUGAAUCUGGCUGACCGGCAGUGCGAGGCAACUGGGCAGCUGAACAAAUGUCCAGCAUGCAAU
Messenger RNA from Mesorhabditis spiculigera, 606 nucleotides. Lineage: Eukaryota; Metazoa; Nematoda; Chromadorea; Rhabditida; Rhabditidae. The record is from the annotation of a GenBank genome assembly.